Molecule: messenger RNA, 2477 nt
Organism: Gasterosteus aculeatus aculeatus (three-spined stickleback)
Lineage: Eukaryota; Metazoa; Chordata; Actinopteri; Perciformes; Gasterosteidae
Gene: hs3st1l2
Product: heparan sulfate (glucosamine) 3-O-sulfotransferase 1-like 2
Molecular function (GO): [heparan sulfate]-glucosamine 3-sulfotransferase activity
Source: RefSeq, a predicted model, not a curated record
CGUCUCUCGAACAAGUCCAGGUAUCGAUUGGGACGUUAAAUUGUGUUUUUCAAAGAACCCUCAUUGAUUGAGUCAUUUUCUGGCUUCAACUCUUUCAAAAGGAAGCACAGGAAAGUACGAAUGUUUUACCUCGAUUUCCAAAGGACUUGUCUGGAGUUUUGUCUCGGUUCGAGUGCAGCAACCGCUCGUAGACUUCUGAGUCGACGCUGAAAAAACACGUUUUACAGCGCAAGCAGGUUUUUCAGAACUCUCUAUCAGAAUAUGAGGCUUUCAAGACUCACAUCUGGACAGAAAUGACUUGGGCACAUGGAGAUGUAUUUACUCCUUUGAGGUUGCUUUUGUGAUGGGAGCUUUUUUAAAACGCGUCACUCAUUCUUGUAAUUCAAAGUGUUCGUUUCACGUGUUGUUUGUUCCUUUUCUCUCAGCACACGCUGUGGAAAAACAUCAGUAACAUUUCUCACUGAUAAGGAGUCAAAUAAAAGCGGAGAUAUUUGGCUUAUUCCGUUGCCUCUUUGACUUAUUCAUGAUGCCGGGGACUCAACAGCAACACUAAAUGACUGUGAGGGAGGAGAUGCAACAAAAGAGGAGGCUUAAAACUGAGAGGGAGGAACGGCUGGCGUCUAAGGAGAGCGUUGCCUGAGGAGCAGCAGGAGGAGGAAAGCGUUAUUUUGUUGCACGGGUCCUCCGAGGUGAUCGGAUGAAAGAAAAGAAAAGACCUGAGGUUGUCCAAUUGAAGAGCUUCCUCUUGAGGCCCCCUGCUGACUGAUAAGAAGCCCGAAUCACUCACAGCUUCAUGAGCGUGUGCACAUAACCUCCGCUCCCCUGUGUGUGUGUGUGUGUGUGUGUGUGUGUGUGUGUGUGUGUGUGUGUGUGUGUGGCACCAUGCUGUGGACAGUGAUACUAGCGCUGCUGGUGCUUCUGCUGCUGCAGACUCAGCUGUCUGUGUGCUUAAGGGAAUUACGCAGCGGGGCUUCCAGCUCCUCUUCGUCAUCCUCCUCCUCCUCCUCCUCCUCCUCCUCCUCUUACAAUGCCACCCAGCUGCGGCUGCCCGGAGCGAUUAUUAUUGGCGUGCGGAAAGGCGGCACCAGAGCGCUGCUGGAGAUGCUCAACCUGCACCCGGACGUGGAAGUGGCCAAGGCCGAGGUGCACUACUUCAACGUGGAGGAGCACUUCCUCCGAGGCCUGGCCUGGUACCGGGCCCAGAUGCCCCUCACCCUCCCCGGCCAGCUGACGGUGGAGAAGACCCCCGGCUACUUCGCCUCCCCUCAGGUCCCCGCGCGGGUCUGGGACAUGAACCCGGCCGUGCGCCUGCUCCUCAUCGUCCGGGACCCGGCGGAGAGGCUGGUGUCCGACUACACCCAGGUCCUCCACAACCGCCUGACCCGCCACAAGCCCUACCAGCCGCUGGACGAGCUCCUGAUCAAGGAGGGCCACGUGGACCCCGGCUACAAGGCGCUGCAGCGGAGCCUCUACCACCAGCACCUGGCCCGCUGGCUGGAGGUCUUCCCCCGGGAGCAGAUCCACGUGGUGGACGGCGACGCGCUCAUCCGGGAUCCCUUCCCCGAGCUGAGGAAGGCCGAGCGGUUCCUGGACCUCGAGCCCAGGAUAAGCCCGGAGAACUUCUACUACAACACCACCAAGGGCUUCUACUGCCUCCUGUCCGCCGGGCACGACAAGUGCCUGGACGAGUCCAAGGGGCGGCCGCACGCGCCGCUCGCCCGCCGCGCCUUCAGGAAGCUCUGCCGCUACUUCAGAGGGCCCAACAUGCUGUUCUUUGAGAUGGUCGGGAGGUCCUUCUCCUGGUGCUGAGCCGACGACGGCGGAGGGGGAAACAUUCCCCCGAAAACAAGAGAGGACGCUGUGGUUUGUGGAUGAGUUUAGAGGUUGUUUUUGUCAUUAGCGUCUCUCGUUGUUGAUACCGACAUCAGGUACUCGGGUGUAAAUGUGGACACAACCGAAAAGCAGCACAUACAGUUUGUGUGUCUGUGUGUGGGGGGGGGGGACCCGACACAAACCUCUGCUGAUGCCUCCUCGGUGGGAUGGACUCGGGGCUACGAAGGCUCGGGGAGACGCCAGGGGCCUCUGAGUGCCCAUUUGUGUGGCGUUAAGAGAAGAAGAUGUAGAAAAAGUGGUGAAAAGAAUUCGUUUGUUGCACUAAACGCUCUGAUCGCAUAAAAAUAAACACCAAUGGAGGUUUGAUGUGGACGAUUUUCCAAACUGUUUGAUUCCAUCUGAACAUUUGUAACAUGUUUGUGUUUGCUAGCAGAAACAUUUUAGUUGAGCCAUUCUGUUUCUUCAUUCUUUGACUUUUAGUGACUUUAAGAUAUCUUAUUUUUUUACUUCUUUUGAAAGAAGCCACCUUGAAGGCUUGUUUUCUGUUUUCACUUUCAAGGCCAAUGUGGUACGGUGUGUGUUUUUAUCUUUUAUCUUUAUUUUUUAUAAAGACGUCCUUCUAAUAAAUGUGUUCAGUCCAACGA